Bipolaris zeicola 26-R-13 is the source of this 4278-nucleotide messenger RNA. RefSeq lists its product as uncharacterized. Lineage: Eukaryota; Fungi; Ascomycota; Dothideomycetes; Pleosporales; Pleosporaceae. Gene Ontology annotation, biological process: endocytosis; endosomal transport. Gene Ontology annotation, cellular component: plasma membrane; cytoplasm. Bases 1 to 4278 code for a protein of 1425 amino acids. The transcript is spliced from 5 exons. Gene Ontology annotation, molecular function: protein binding; calcium ion binding. The record is from RefSeq and is a predicted model, not a curated record.
AUGGCGGACAUGUCACAAAGCGGAGAAUUGAAUCAGCCCAUCCUCAACCUGACGCCAGAGGAAAAGCGCGUCUUCCAGUAUCUCUUCCAGCAAGCCGACACAGAAAAGCUCGGCGUCAUAACAGGCGAGAUCGCCGUCAAGUUCUUCGAGCGGACCAAAUUAGCACCAGCUGUCCUUGGUGAAAUAUGGCAGAUUGCAGACACGGAAAACCGCGGUCUCUUGACCAUGGCCGGCUUCUGCCAGGUCCUGCGCCUCAUUGGACACUACCAGGCAGGACGAGACCCUACUCCAGAGCUUGCCUUUAGACCCGCCCCCCUGCCAAAGUUUGAGGGUCUAACACCACCAUCGGCUCCUCCCGCCGCCCCUGGCUUCUCCCCACAACCAACCGGCUCCAUCCAGCCUCAAGUGAGUGGCAACGGCCCAAUCCGUGUCCCUCCGCUAGUCCCUGCCAAAGCCGCCGAGUACGCAGGCUUGUUUGAGAAGUCUGGUGCAGUCAAUGGCAUCCUUUCAGGCGAAAACGCAAAAGAAAUCUUUGAGAAGGCGCGGUUACCAAAUGAAGUUCUUGGUCGGAUAUGGAACCUUUCAGACACGGAGCAGCGCGGAGCCCUCAAUGUUACAGAGUUCAUCAUCGCUAUGCACCUACUCGCAUCGUAUCGCACAGGAAAUAUGAAGGCCCUCCCAAACACGCUGCCUCCGGGCCUGUAUGAAGCCGCUUCUCGACGUGGAGGACUUCCGCCGCCACCAGGACGUCCAGACCAGAGCAUGGCUAUCCCACGUCAAUUCAGCGGCCAGCAGUCUGCACCACGGCAGCCAAGCCCACUCGGCCGGCAACCCUUUGGAGCGGCUCCCCCGCCCGCACCGCCUGCUGGAAACGACUGGCUAAUCAGCCCGCAAGAGAAGGCAUCGUAUGACAACUUGUUCAAGGGUGUAGAUACCAUGGGCCGCGGCUUCAUCACCGGAGACCAGGCAGUACGCUUCUUCAGUGACUCGGGUCUGCCCGAGGAUGUUCUUGCAGGUAUAUGGGAUCUUGCAGACAUCAACUCCGAAGGACAGCUAUCCAAGGACGAGUUCGCAGUAGCCAUGUACCUUAUUCGGCAGCAACGGAAGGGAGAUCAACUCCCUACAACUUUGCCGCCCAAUUUGAUUCCACCAAGCCUGCGCACCCCCGCGAACCAAGCUGCACAGAUUCCCCUACCCCAAGUGGCACCCCCACCUCCACCUCCCCCUGCUCCCAAAUCUGCUGCUGAUGAUCUCUUCGGUCUGGACGCCUUCACAGCGCCGGUUCCUGCUCCUCCUCAGCAGCCACAAUCAACCGGCGGAUCAGCUACAUUCAGCAAGCCUUUUGAGAGCGAUCCUUUUGGCAGCAAAGCCGCUUCACCAACUUCCCCGCAUCACUUCCAGCCUCAGCCGCGAAACCCAGCCUCCACCUUUAAGCCGUUCAUGCCAAGCUCUUCUUUUGGUCAAACACUAACGGCACAUUCCACGGGCCAGUCUGGAAUCUCUGGCGCGCCGCAACACUCGACGCCGUCUGUUAUGGACGAUUUGUUAGGUGGAGAGGCCGAUCCUGAGAUCAACAAGAAGUUGACGCAAGAUUCCACUGACUUGGCCAACAUGUCUAACCAAAUGACCACCCUACGCAACCAGAUGCAAGAGGUCCAGAACAAGAAGACUGCGACUGAAAGCGAUCUCAACAGUGUCAACACUCAGAAGCGUGACCUUGAACUUCGUCUCUCACAGUUUAAGACGCAGUAUGACCAAGAAGUCAAGACAGUCAAAGCUUUGGAGGAUCGUCUAGCCAGCUCUCGCAAUGAGACUCGAAAGCUACAGCAGGAUCUUGCGAUGAUUGAAGCAUCCUACCAGGAUCUUCAAAACCAGCACCGUCAAGUCGGAGGUCAACUGGAGGCUGAUCAGCGCGAGAACAACAGCUUGAAAGAACGCAUUCGUCAGCUCAACGCCGAGAUUGCGCAGCUUCGCCCCCAGCUUGACAAGAUGAGGAACGACGCCCGGCAACAAAAGGGCAUGGUAGCGAUCAACAAGAAGCAGUUGGCCACUAACGAGAGCGAGCGCGACAAGAUCAAGAAUGAAAUGAGUGAUUUGAGCAGGUCCCAGGACGAGACCUCCCGCGGCUCGCCAAUCCAGUCACCCGCCGUCGUCAGCCCUGCAGCUUCCACAACAAGCCAGAGCACCAACCCCUUCUUCCGAAAGUCGCCUCAGCCCGCUGAGAACACCAUGUCACCCUCUGGCUUUGCUCGUGAGGGACCUCACAAAGACUUUGAUAGUGUGUUCGGUUCAUUCGGUACUCCUCAGAGCAGUGCACCUCCAGUAUCGUUCCGUCCUGACAACCAGAGUCUCGGACCUAGCUUCUCUGCUCCAUCGGGUCAGUCAGUACGCUCUUCUGAGGGUCCCGACGUUCCCACGCCCUCCACAUCGCCUCCUCUGUCUUCUUACCAGGAAUCUCCCCGUGUUGCCGAUCCACCAGCCCCUCCUGAGUCACGUCAGUUUGGCUCUGCAUUCUUGCCAUUGAGAGAAGGCGCGCCACGGUCGGACUCUUUCAGCUCCUCUGUGCGUGCGCCUGCCUCUGCCAGCAGAUAUGGCCACCAUGCUCCUGGAAAUGAGACACCUACUAUCUCACAGGCUUCACCCGCUGGUACUCCGAUUGCUGAGAAGCCCACUGUUGAGCGUACCGAUACCAACAGGACAGAAACCGACAACUUUAACCCAGCUCUGUUUAACCGCACUUUCUCGGCUUCUCCAGUAACCAGUGUUACCAGCGAUACUCAGCGCUCAAUUGCCAAGGCUGAAGAUCGGAAGGACACUUUCAACUUUGGAACACAAGAUCUUCCCGGAGCGUUUCCACGGGACUCUGGCACACCGCUGCAACAGAACAAGACUGGUGAGAGCAGUAUGAGUGCUCCACAGAGAACCAACAACACCGACCCCUUUGGCAGCACCUCUGGUGAACAGCCACGGGGAGGCAAGGACGACUUUGACGCGGCUUUUGCAGGCUUCGGCCCUAGCCGUCAGACCGCCGCUACCGCUUCAAACGCAAGUGCACCAACAGGCGAUUCUAACAGAUUUAACAAGGAGUUCCCGCCCAUUGAGGAUCUUGCACAUGACGACGACAGCGACAGCAACGAUGGAAGAGGAUUUGAUGACAACUUCACAUCCGCAUCGCCAAACCAGAAGCGUACCAGCUUUGGACCGGAGCACCGCUCUCAACAACAGCAACGUCCUGGCACUGCCUCAAGCGACGAGCUUUACCGAGCUCCACCUCCGACUACUCGCCUAGACUCCAACCUUAGCGGCUUGCCCUCUCCUGGUGCGCAAAAGUCACCACCUACAUAUGAUUCCGCUGUGAACACGACAAGAAGUGGGUCGAACCAGUUCCCCCCUGAAUUUGGUGGUCUUCUUCCUGCUCGUGAGAACCCAACGUCUACUGGUUCUCCUGACACCGCACAGGGCCCUGAAAGGUCAUUCAACCCACCAGGUGGCCAUGGAGCUGCUCUCUUUGGUGGCCCGUCCAAGUCUGCCACAACUUCACCAGCUCCUCUCGAUACUCCUGUUUCAACUGUUCCUUCCGACCAGUAUCACUCUGCCUUGACAUAUGGUGCCAACGAGAACAACAAGGGCCCAUCGCCAUCCAGCAAUGUUCCUCAGCUCGGAAAAUCUGCCUUCAACGACGACUUUGACGCUGGCUUUGACGAUCUUGCCGAUGCCAAGGAAGAUGACAAGGUUGAUGAUGACUUUAUGUUCUCUUCACAGCAUCGUGAGGGACUUGAUGAGUUCAACCCUGUCUUUGAUUCGCCAGCAGCCUCCAAGUCGAAUACCAUGGCUUCGCAGCAAACACCCACGGGCAAGCCUCGUGGAGAUGACAGCUUCAGCGACUUCGAACACCUAUCUCAGACCUUUGGUGGACAAUCCCAGCAGCCUCAGCCGGGCUCCUCAUCCCAGGAUUGGGACGCCAUUUUCUCCAACCUCGAAUCUUCGCAGACUGACAAGGGCGCGCACUCGCAACAAGCCUCAACCGACUUUGGCAAGUCAGUCUUUGAUACGCUCGACAAGGAGGAGGCUGCCGCCUCGACGUCCAAGUCGCAGCAAUUGUCACCUCAAAUGCCUCCACUUGGCCGUGCCGUCAGCACUGGAACCGAACACGACGACCCUAUUCUCAAGAAGCUGACCGGUAUGGGCUACGCACGCAACGACGCUCUUUCUGCGCUCGAGAAGUUCGACUAUGACAUCAACAAGGCUGCUGACCACUUGGCCUCUGGUGGAAACUAA